Molecule: messenger RNA, 1621 nt
Organism: Rhipicephalus sanguineus (brown dog tick)
Lineage: Eukaryota; Metazoa; Arthropoda; Arachnida; Ixodida; Ixodidae
Exons: 1
Coding region: 81-1592 (503 amino acids)
Source: RefSeq, a predicted model, not a curated record
GGCACUCCGCAUUAGGUGCAGUUGGUCUGGGCACGAAGAAUAUUGUGGAACAAUACGUCUUGGGCCGUAGUCUCUAUGGAAUGCCAGGAGAUAGACGGAAACGUGCACAUAACGGGGAAUCAGAUACAGCAGACGCAAAGCGAUACCAGCCUGACUCAACUACCGGCGACACCCAAGGUGCGCAGAUGUCGCAGCAGAUGCACUCAGACGCCCCCACCCGUCCAGGCGGAGCAGGAGUUGGAGGUGACGGUGAAAAUUCGACAGAGCUCGUUCAGCAGAUUUUGCGCGUACCUCGCGACCACGGAGUGGUCACAGUCUUCCGUGACAGCAAAAUACUCACCACAUGGGCCUACGCAAUGCUGAAGACUAAUUUAGUUUAUGACACCGAGAAAACGUUUCCAGGAGUUCUGACUAGCCUGUCACGCUUGCCAGUGGACCGGCCGUAUCUUUACAUUCCUCACGGCACCUACCUUAACCUACCAGCUCACACAAGAGCUGUUAGCUGCUCUGUCAAGGUAACCCCUCAUGGUUUACGCACGCCAUGGAAGACGGGCUCUUCGGUUGUCCAACCCGUCAACUCUGACAUGCUAGUUUAUGGCCUUAGCUCCGUCGGACUGAACCACUACUUGGAUACCGGCAUGUGUCGUGUGAAGAAAGGCGAGACAAACAACCCGAUGAAGCCACAGUCUUAUUUACCAUUUCAGGAGAAGGACCACUCGGAUCUGGCUAAGAGCUACUGGGGUCUAAAGAUCACACCCGGAAACGAGGAUGACGAUGGCGAUGACGAAAAGAGCAUACCUGCGUGCAUGGGUGUACCACGUCACAACUUUGCUUACGACUUUAUUCACAUUCACAAGGCAAGUCCCCGCUUGACCAAGUUCGUAAACCAGUUUCCGUUCAAAGGUCACGUGGGCACACCUAUAGUCAACUAUGAGUACCAGUUUGGAAGUGACGCAUGGCUAAAGAUGGGUCCAACUUAUAACGCGGGAAACGAGUUGCUAACUCGUACACACCUUGGCCUGCCUGCUGACGUUGUAUCCUACACCACUAGCAACAUGUCAAACUACGAAUCGUACGAGCAAAAGCCAGAUACCAACAUCACCAUGCGGCUUCGACCCGACGAUAUGCACACGCGCCACGUGAAGUAUUUGGACCCUAUGGAAAAUACUUACUUCACCCGAGGUUUAAAAACGAUGGCGCACUCAACUAUUCAACCAAGUUUGAGUUUUGGGGUAUUGGCAGUAAGCAAGUCUAACAAGGACGACCCAGGCAGUACUGAAACCUUUCAAGACAUUGCCGCCUUUUUUCAAAUUGACACAGAACUGGUGGUUCACUCUGACGUAGACACCAUAGUUGCCGACAGUGUUACUUUACCCUCGAACGUGGGGCCUUACUUGCGUCACUCCAACGAAAACAUCAAAGCAAGUUACAACAGCCUCACACGUCACGGACGUCCAGUCAACCUCGCUCGCACGGAGUCCGAAGUUACCGAACACAAGGCAGAGCUGCAGAAGAUUGCGCAAGCUCAAAUUAAUGCAUCAAAAGAAGUUGCUUCAAGAACCCUACGCUCGGUGCCAUUUUUCCCACAAUAGAUCGUUCUGUUUAAUAAAAGCAAAAUAAA